This is a messenger RNA of Cebus imitator (Panamanian white-faced capuchin), 2233 nucleotides long. RefSeq names its product glucose-6-phosphate isomerase (gene GPI). Gene Ontology annotation, molecular function: carbohydrate derivative binding; monosaccharide binding; glucose-6-phosphate isomerase activity. NCBI's taxonomy places the organism in Eukaryota, Metazoa, Chordata, Mammalia, Primates, Cebidae. Gene Ontology annotation, biological process: glucose 6-phosphate metabolic process; glycolytic process; gluconeogenesis. The record is from RefSeq and is a predicted model, not a curated record. The coding region runs from base 233 to 1909 and encodes 558 amino acids. The transcript has 18 exons. Gene Ontology annotation, cellular component: cytosol.
CGAGCUGAGGCCCCAGAUCAGCGGCCGCGGGCAAGGUCGCCCAGCGGGCACUCGGCCUGGGUGUCGGGGCGGCGGGGAGGGGCGGGGCCGGGGCUCGGGGGCGGGGCCGGGGCCGGGCCCUGCGCCUGCGCCAUAAAGGCUGCUGUGCUCCCCCGCGCUCCGCUAGCUGCGCGUUGUCGGCGCUCCUUCCUACUCUUCGCGAGUCUCAGCCCGCGUACCUUCUAGUUCCACUAUGGCCGCUCUCACCCGGGACCCCCAGUUCCAGAAACUGCAGCAAUGGUACCGGGAGCACGGCUCCGAGCUCAAUCUGCGCCGCCUCUUCGAUGCCGACAAGGAGCGCUUCAACCAUUUCAGCUUGACCCUCAACACCAACCAUGGGCAUAUCCUGGUGGAUUACUCCAAGAACCUGGUGACGGAGGACGUGAUGCGGUUGCUGGUGGACCUGGCCAAGUCCAGGGGCGUGGAGGCUGCCCGGGAGCGGAUGUUCAAUGGUGAGAAGAUCAACUACACCGAGGGUCGAGCCGUGCUGCACGUGGCCCUGCGGAACCGGUCAAACACACCCAUCCUGGUAGAUGGCAAGGAUGUGAUGCCAGAGGUCAACAAGGUUCUGGACAAGAUGAAGUCUUUCUGCCAGCGUGUCCGGAGUGGUGACUGGAAGGGGUACACGGGCAAGACCAUCACGGACGUCAUCAACAUUGGCAUUGGCGGCUCUGACCUGGGGCCCCUCAUGGUGACUGAAGCCCUUAAGCCAUACUCUUCAGGAGGUCCCCGCGUCUGGUAUGUCUCCAACAUUGAUGGAACUCACAUUGCCAAAACCCUGGCCCAGCUGAACCCCGAGUCCUCCCUGUUCAUCAUCGCCUCCAAGACCUUUACCACCCAGGAGACCAUCACGAAUGCAGAGACGGCAAAGGAGUGGUUUCUCCAGGUGGCCAAGGAUCCUUCUGCAGUGGCGAAGCACUUUGUUGCCCUGUCUACCAACACAGCCAAAGUGAAGGAGUUUGGAAUUGACCCUCAAAACAUGUUCGAGUUCUGGGAUUGGGUAGGAGGACGCUACUCGCUGUGGUCGGCCAUUGGACUGUCCAUUGCCCUGCACGUGGGUUUUGACAACUUCGAGCAGCUGCUCUCGGGGGCUCACUGGAUGGACCAGCACUUCCGCACGACGCCACUGGAGAAGAACGCCCCCAUCCUGCUGGCCCUCCUGGGUAUCUGGUAUAUCAACUGCUUUGGGUGUGAGACGCACGCCAUGCUGCCCUAUGACCAGUACCUCCACCGCUUUGCUGCAUAUUUCCAGCAGGGUGACAUGGAGUCCAAUGGGAAAUACAUCACCAAAUCUGGCACCCGUGUAGACCACCAAACAGGCCCCAUUGUGUGGGGGGAACCAGGGACCAAUGGCCAGCAUGCUUUUUACCAGCUCAUCCACCAAGGCACCAAGAUGAUACCCUGUGACUUCCUCAUCCCGGUCCAGACUCAGCACCCCAUACGGAAGGGUUUGCAUCACAAGAUCCUCCUGGCCAACUUCCUGGCCCAGACAGAGGCCCUGAUGAGGGGUAAAUCAACGGACGAGGCCCGAAAGGAGCUGCAGGCCGCAGGCAAGAGUCCAGAGGACCUUGAGAAGCUGCUGCCACAUAAGGUCUUUGAAGGAAAUCGCCCAACCAACUCUAUUGUGUUCACCAAGCUCACACCAUUCAUGCUUGGAGCCUUGGUCGCCAUGUAUGAGCACAAGAUCUUCGUUCAGGGCAUCAUCUGGGACAUCAACAGCUUUGACCAGUGGGGAGUGGAACUGGGAAAGCAGCUGGCUAAGAAAAUUGAGCCUGAGCUUGAUGGCAGUGCUCAAGUGACCUCUCACGAUGCUUCCACCAACGGGCUUAUCAACUUCAUCAAGCAGCAGCGUGAGGCCAAAGUCCAAUAAACUCGUGCUCAGCCACAGCCUCCUCUGUGACUGCUCCUUUUCGUCCUUCCUCCCCAGAGCUGAAACUGCAUGGUCCUGGCCCCCUCCCACCCAGAGCGCCCUCUGGUUGCGGGUUUGGACCACGAGCCCUUUUCGGGGAAGGCUGGUCUCGAAUUGCUACCCCCAAGCCCCUCCAUAUCUGCCCUCCCUCUGUGUUACAAUUGGCUGAAGUGUUUCUGCGCAGCUGACUUUUCUGACCCAUGUUGACACUGUUCACGUCCCAUGUAGAAAAAUAAAGAUGCCGCAGAGGAGGCUGUAGGGCUCAGCCUCUGAUUUUUUUCCUGA